CCUGUCUUCAAUCGUCACAUUUUAGCUCAAGAGUUGUCCAAAUGGGUGACGCAUCCCCUCGUGACUUAUGCGUGCCGUCCUUGCCGUUUAAGCAUCCCUCCGGAAAUUUCCCCACUAUUCCGAUGUACACCUAACGUCAGUCUGCAAGACCAAAGGCAAAACUGCUGAAAUCUCAGAGACCGCGGUCUGCCACUAUCAAAAUUAACGUAUCCCGCCCUUUCCCCCAAGCAGCAACAUACCACUAGCAGAAAAGUUCAGGGAGAUGAACAUCUAGAACAAUGACAUCUCACUAUAGUUCCACAAAGGAAGGCGGCAGAAACACAUAUCCCCUCCCAGACAGCCUCAAUUACGAUGACGUCCUCGAGAUUCUGCACAAUCAUUCUGUGCUGUCACAAAUAUUCUGGCCACAUUCAUCCGCCAGAGUCCGUAUACAGCCAGGUUCUGUGUCAAGUAUGUCGAACUUCCUUAUUGAGAAAGAUCGGUCGGAGUUCAAAGCGUCCUUGUGUAGCCAGCCAGACGGGGUAACGUGCACCGAAGAACUACCGCUAGGGCUCAAGGUAACAACAAAGUAUGUGAUAGCUGGGUGCGAUCAAAUUGCAAGAGAGCAGAGCGUGCAUGAUGAAAAGGGCGGGGCUGUGUCGACUUCAGAUUUGCUCAGGUUGCCCAUCACUCCGCUGGAUCAUCAACUCUAUCUGGUUGAGCAGAGAUUCGCAACUGCUUUCAAGCUGCUUACUCCGUGGAUCCAAAUGAAGCAAGGCACUCUUCCUAAGACGGAGAAUCUAAUGGAGGUGCUGAAAAAGUUGGGUGAAUCUCAGAAAGAUCUCAUUUCUGCAUUAUCGGACUUGAACGGCAUUGCAACAUAUGUGGCUCCACAUACCUCGUAUGAGAAGGCUAAUGAUGGAUAGAAAACUUGGAUGUCCAACAGGAGAUGGUUGUUAGGCAGCAAAGCUGGGCUCGAAUUCU
This is a messenger RNA of Alternaria alternata, 963 nucleotides long. RefSeq lists its product as hypothetical. The record is from RefSeq and is a predicted model, not a curated record. Lineage: Eukaryota; Fungi; Ascomycota; Dothideomycetes; Pleosporales; Pleosporaceae. The coding region runs from base 279 to 905 and encodes 208 amino acids. The transcript has 3 exons.